AUGUCUGUUAUAUUACUUGGAGUAUGCAGUACCCAUUAUAAAGGAUCCUUCUCACUAAAUUCACAACUCUCUGUGACUAUCAUGUCUCAAUCCAUGCCCUCUGUGGACCUUUCUGAGUCUCGUCAAUCUAAUUUGUAUGCUUCUUCAACAAUACCGUUCUUUGUCGCUGUUCUCUGUGUUGGUCUUCGGUUCUGGUGCCGCUGGAAAAACACUGCAGGUAUAUGGGUUGAUGACUGGUUGAUUUUAGCCUCUUUGGCUUGCGGCACUGGUCUGACGGCUUCGUUAUUAUGGUGGAUACCUCGCGCUCUGGGAAGGCACAUUCAAACAUUCGGACCCAAUGCUACGGAGAACGCAUAUAUCGGGCUAUUCUCUUGUGAACUCACUUACACGGGAGUCAUUGUCCUUGUCAAGUUCUCCAUCCUGGCCUUGUACUGGCGUCUAUUCAACAGAGCGAACAUAAAGAUUCCCAUUAGCCUUAUUUCCACACUGGUCUGCAUGUGGGGUAUCGCUGUAUUUUUGCUCACCCUGCUGCAAUGUAUACCUACUCGAGGAUUAUGGGAUCAAUCUGUUGAUGCAUCUUGCAAUGUUGACAGCCAAAAAUUCCUGUUUGCCAUCUCAAUCCCAAAUAUCAUCAUCGAUGUUACGCUUCUCGCACUCCCUAUACCUUAUAUCAUGAAACUCAAUACCUCGAAAAGCCAUAAGAAGGCUAUUAUGUCGAUGUUUCUUUUAAGCAGUUUUGUGUGUAUCGCCUCGAUAAUGCGACUCGUUUCAGUGAUGACUCAAGGUACUGAUGCGGACGUCAGUUGGAACUGGGUAAAUCAAGCCAUUUGGGCUAACAUCGAGGCUGAUUUGGCAAUCGUCUCAGCUUGCCUCCCAACGUUGCGACCCGUAUGGGUCGCAGGUCGACGAAAGCUUUUUGGUUCUCAAGCCACCAACCAAUCGGCCGACCCACCGUCUUGGGCUACGCCACAGAAACGUGCACAGGCGUCAUCAUGGGCUACAAAAAUACUUAAGUCGAGCUCCUACGAUAACGAGGACACGCAGCCCUUUUCUACUCUGAGUAGUCAUACCGAGGAAGGACCUCACCGUUUCUCGACAAUGGAAAACCCACAUACUAAAACGACCAUCGCGAUCCCGUUAUCAGCCCUCAAGAAAGAAGCCACAUGUGACAAGGAAGGCAUCACUGUGAACAGAGCUUGGGACAUAGAGUACAAUCACUAG
This is a messenger RNA of Aspergillus welwitschiae, 1221 nucleotides long. RefSeq lists its product as uncharacterized. The transcript is spliced from 7 exons. The coding region runs from base 1 to 1221 and encodes 406 amino acids. Lineage: Eukaryota; Fungi; Ascomycota; Eurotiomycetes; Eurotiales; Aspergillaceae. The record is from RefSeq and is a predicted model, not a curated record.